Messenger RNA from Anarrhichthys ocellatus (wolf-eel), 4018 nucleotides. It is a transcript of the gene wfikkn1, whose product is annotated as WAP, follistatin/kazal, immunoglobulin, kunitz and netrin domain containing 1. Bases 1190 to 2971 code for a protein of 593 amino acids. Gene Ontology annotation, biological process: transforming growth factor beta receptor signaling pathway. The transcript has 2 exons. The record is from RefSeq and is a predicted model, not a curated record. NCBI's taxonomy places the organism in Eukaryota, Metazoa, Chordata, Actinopteri, Perciformes, Anarhichadidae. Gene Ontology annotation, cellular component: extracellular region. Gene Ontology annotation, molecular function: serine-type endopeptidase inhibitor activity; transforming growth factor beta binding; receptor antagonist activity.
UUUUGUACCCUUUCCUUUGUCCAGUGCAGGGCCGCCGUUGCUCCAGUGCAACAAAACCCGUUGGGAGGGUGGGUUUUUGGGGGGGCUGAAUUGAUUAGCCGCUCUCUCGGUAUUGGCCAGUUUCGGAUAACCGGCACGUCGCUGCAGCGCAUGAAUACAGCGCGGUCAAAAGUCACCCAGAGGUUGCGGGGGUCACUUUUAAUGAAAAGGUGCGGGGUGCUAGUUCUCACCGCCCCGAGGCCUGCGCCGGGACAAAGAUGAGUCGCACACUAUUGAAAAUGUGGCGCUUCACGCCUUCCCACCUGACCGUGGCAUCUCUGAGCUAAAGUGACCGACGUCUAGACAAGAAGGACGUAAACAUGUUUUGCUGCCCAAACAUGAUGCGACACGCCCCGUGUUUGGUUUGUGGCGCAUUCCGCUUUUUCACAGUUUGCUCUGUGAUUUGUGCAAGAAGAGAGUAGUGUCUACAGAAGUUUACGCUUCUUAAAAACUGCGGAUAAUAUUAAAUUAUAACCGAAAAUCAACUAUAGAACUAACAACUUCACCAGCUCUCUGGAAGAAAACGGCUGAUUCUCUUAUUUAUGAAUGGCACCUCUAUAAAUAUUGUCUGCACACGUUUAACGUUGGAUUUCUCACCGGAAUGUGUAGCUCCGUGCACCCGGUUGUUGGGACAGCUUGCCACCACGGCCACACGUUUUCUUUGAUGAUUUUACAAUGUUUGUCCAGUUGCUUAGCGCAUGGUGCUGCUUCAUAAGAGUUCCAGACACUGGAGGACCAUGGGGGCGGUCAGAGGGGCUGCCCUUUCCACCUCCAUUCACUCUCUGAAAGGCUGAUGUUGCGUCUUUCUCUCUCAUUGUGCACUUUCGUUCGCUGUUCGGGGAAAUCGCCCUGAAUGAGAGUUUGCCCAUUGUUGCAAGAGUUUUGGUUAUCAAGGCAAAUAUUUCAUGCAACCAAACUGCAUUUUACACGCGUUUUUCUUGGAUAUUUUUUGUUCAAUACAUGUCCAGCGCAUGGGAACUCGUCUUGAUCUUUGGAAUUGCUACAACGCUCCUCUCUGCGCGCAGCAAACUCCUUUCCACAUGCUGAACGGACGACCACGUUCGCGCAUCGACAGUAGAUUUAUUUCAGAUUUGAAAACCUAAAGGAGGAAUGGAUUUACUCGGUUGGCGACUCAUGCAAAAAAGCAAUAAUGUAUAAAAUCCCUCUACAACUUUUGGAGGAUAGAUGUCUGAAGGAUACAAGUUGGAAAAAUGCACCCAACUCAAAUAAACUAGUGAUAGGAUGGAUACGUGCGUAUUUGUUGAUGCUCCUGGUUUGCGAAUUACCCGAACUUUCUUUGUGUGCAAGUGUGGCAGGAUCCAAAGCUGAACACGAAGGAUUUUGUCCUAACAAGCUGAAUUCCAAUCUCUGGGUCGAUGCGCAAAGCACCUGCGAGAGAGAAUGCAACGUCGAUCAGGACUGUGCAGACUUUGAGAAAUGCUGCACCAACGUGUGUGGUUUCAACAGCUGUGUGGCUGCACGUUUCUCUGAUGGCACCCCUGCCCAGCCAGAUGGGCAGGGUGGAGGAGAAGGAAGUGAUGCCCCCACCUCCACAGCUACCUGCGAGGGCUUUCUCUGCAGCCAGCAGGGAGCGACUUGUGACAUCUGGGAUGGACAGCCCAUCUGCAAGUGCCUGGACCGGUGUGAGAAAGAGCCCAACUUCACGUGCGCUUCAGACGGCCUCACCUACUUCAACCGCUGCUACAUGGACGCAGAGGCCUGCAUUCGUGGGGUGACUUUAACUGUGGUCCCCUGCCGCUUUUACCUGGCCGGGCCCCACACCAGUCCACUGCCUCAGGACACUACAGCUAACCCCACUCCGACAUCCUCCCAGGAGGACCCCAUGCCCCCCACACUGUACUCCAACCCUCACCACCAGUCCAUCUAUGUCGGAGGCACAGUCAGCUUCCACUGUGACGUUAUUGGAGCCCCCAGACCUGAUGUAACAUGGGAGAAACGGAGGGAAAGGCGCGAGCGGCUCGUCAUGAGGCCUGACCAGAUGUAUGGCAACGUGGUUAUCACCAACAUCGGUCAGCUUGUCAUUUACAACGCCCAGGUGUGGGAUACAGGUAUCUACUCAUGCAUCGCACGGAAUUCUGUGGGAGUUCUUCGUGCAGAAUACCCGCUGUCUGUCAUCCGCCGGGCCGGCGACGAUUUCUCUGAAGACCCUGAGAUGCCCAUGGGAAGGCCAUUCUCACCAGCAGACUGCCUGGCUGAAGUAGACCUGAGAGUGUGCAGUGGUGAGCGUCACGUGGACUGGUAUUAUGACAGCAAGCUGGGCUCCUGCAUGGCCUUCAGCAAUGGCGGAUGCGACGACAGCCGCAACCGAUUUGAGUCUUAUGAGGAGUGCAAGGCCUCCUGUCAGAGAGAAGGGAUGGGCAUCUGCUCCCUGCCUGCUGUCCAGGGCCCUUGUAAAUCUUGGGAGCCACGUUGGGCCUGGAAUUCCCUCUUGAAACAGUGCCAGACCUACGCCUAUGGUGGCUGCCAUGGGAAUGCCAACAGCUUCAGCACCAAGAAGGAUUGUGAGGCAAACUGCCCACAGCCCAAAAGGAAACCUUGUAAGACCUGUCGGGUGAAGGGGAAAAUGGUGCCCAGCUUGUGCCGGAGUGACUUUGCUGUCGUGGGGCGGCUGACAGAGCUGGUGGAGGAUCUGGACUCAGGGUUAGCCCGCUUUAGCUUGGAAGAGGUCCUGAGAGAUGAAAAGAUGGGAUUGACUUUCCUCAAUACCAAACACCUAGAGGUGACUAUUGCCAAGGUAGACUGGAGCUGUCCCUGUCCCAAUAUCACCAUGGAGGAAAACCCUUUGCUGGUGAUGGGUGUCGUGCAGGAUGGCAUGGCCAUCAUCCAAUCAGACAGCUACGUCAGAGCCAUAACUGAACGCAGACUCAAGAAGCUACGUGAGGUCCUAAAUAAAAAGACCUGUGAGGUAUAGUAGAAGUCCCAAGACUCGGACCCGUUGGCCCACAUAGGGUCUGUGGUCACCUUUACCUUUAGCACUGAACAUGGGCAUUAGAAUUGCAAGCUGAUAUAUUUAAUAACUCUUUUAAUCAAAUGACGCAAAUGUUAUGUUAAUGUAGAUAUGAGAUAUAAUUUACAUGUACAAUAUAUAUUCAUUGCAACACAGGUUGUACUACAUUCCAGGUGUGUUGUGAGUCCAUUAAUAUCAAUGCUGAAAUGUUACUAUAAAUAUAGAUAUUCUUUCUUUUGACAUGUAUUCUGUAUGUUUCUGAAAAAUAAGAUAGUAGCCACACAAGUUGAUCAACUUACAAAAAUGCCUAGCUUGUGCCGCUAUAGGAAUAGACGCCUAAAUAACCUCUAUAUUGUGUUUUUCUGUUUUAUUGUAUUGUGUUUAUUAUAUAUUGGGCUCUUUAGACUUGUCAUUUAGGUGUGUUGUAGGUUUUUUUCCGUUACCUUUUGUUAUGUAUGAUUUCAAGAUCUAACGCGCAGCACAUUGCUUCUUCAAUAUCUCCCUUUGCAAAGCACUUCUUCUAACGUAGUUUUACUGACAGUCUGCAAACUGAAUGAAGAAAAAGAAAGAGUAGUUGUCUGCAUCAAGGCACAGAUAGCACAGAGACAACAUAUCAGUGAGCCUUUUUACUCAAGUGUCCAAUACAGAAGAAUAUAUGAUGGAUUACAGCAGUUCAGUUUGGAUCAAACAACUUCAUUUGUGUCAAUUUGUUUCAGAAUAUGGGGAAACAAUUCAUUGAAAGUUCUGGAAAAUUUGGCAAUGUAUCCAAGCUUCAAGUGUGAGUUAAGGCGUUUUGACCCUCCUGCUCUAAUACUGGUCUGCACCCAGAGAAGGAACCGCAGGAGUCUUCACACCAAACUCUCCUUCCUGAACAGAAGACACUUGUUGUUUGCAGGCAUGUCCACCUAGCAAAGAAAACAUUUGAAAUCAGACAUCGGUAGGCCGACAUUACCAUAACUGCAUUGUUAACUUUGUUAUCUUUUUAUAUUUUAAGGGGGAAAAGAAAUUGUA